AUGCUGGGGCAUCUAGUCGGGCUGGUGAAGGUGCGGGUGACGCGCGGGGUGAACCUCGCCGCCAUCCGCGACCUCCGCUCCAGCGACCCCUACGUCGUCGUCCGCAUGGGCAAGCAGAAGCUGAAGACGCGAGUUGUAAGGAAGAGUAUCAAUCCGGAGUGGAACGAUGAACUGACCCUCUCCAUCGAAGAUCCUACCAUUCCUGUCAAACUGGACGUGUUCGACAAGGACACAUUCUUCGACGACCCGAUGGGCAACGCGGAGCUGGACAUCGGCCCGCUGGUGGAGGCCGCGAGGAUGAGGGUCCAGCUGCAGGGCGUCGCUGACAACACCGUGGUGAAGAAGCUGGUGCCCAACCGGCAGAACUGCCUCGCCGAGCAGAGCGCCAUCUACCUGUCCGAGGGCACGGUGAAGCAGGACGUGGUGCUCAGGCUGAGGAACGUCGAGUGCGGGGAGGUCGAGCUCCAGCUCCAGUGGAUCGACAUCCCCGGCUCCAAGGGCGUAUCAGGCUUUUAA
Molecule: messenger RNA, 516 nt
Organism: Triticum turgidum subsp. durum (durum wheat)
Lineage: Eukaryota; Viridiplantae; Streptophyta; Magnoliopsida; Poales; Poaceae
Source: the annotation of a GenBank genome assembly